This is a messenger RNA of Tuber aestivum (summer truffle), 4282 nucleotides long. The record is from the annotation of a GenBank genome assembly. Lineage: Eukaryota; Fungi; Ascomycota; Pezizomycetes; Pezizales; Tuberaceae.
CAAUACCAAGAGUCCCUCUCCUGGACUUCUGAUCCGCUCUCUUCGGACCCUUUUGCUGUUCGGACAGGAGACAAUCCAAAGAUAUCUGACAUUCCCUACAGGUACCCCGUCCUUCAUCUCUUAGAUAGUGACCACCACUCGCUCUCUGUCGCUCCAUUGGUACUACUCUGCGAUUGGUCGUCAAACGGAGCUCCCACGCCCAGCAAAAGCAGUCCAAAGCAUAUAUGGCUGCGCCAACCUACAGUCAUCACAGUUCGCAUCCGCAGACCUUCCAUGGAUCAGCGAUAGCCGCUGCUCCAAACAUUCCAGCUGGUACAUUUCUGCCGGGAACACUGAUUACAGUUGGCUCUCACAAAUGCACAAUAGAUCGCUAUCUAUCUGAAGGCUAGUCUUGCUUUUUCUAUCUCAACCUCCGGGAGCAACAUCCCCCCUCACCCAGCUCUUCUUCCUCUUCUUCCUCUUCUCUCCCUUCACUGACCUUUCAACUGGAUCACCAGGCGGGUUUGCCCAUGUAUAUCUCGUUCGACUUUCGAGGCCGGUGGAUGGAUUGGAUGUGGCUGUUUUGAAGCGGGUUGCUGUCCCCGAUAAGGAGGCUCUUGCCAGUAUGAGGACUGAGGUGGAGACAAUGGUUCGUUUCGGAGCUUUGGUUUUUCUCCGGGUAUAAUAUGUCUUAAACUUGGAUUGUUAGAAACGGUUAAAAGGUCAUCGGCACAUUGUUACCUACAUCGACUCGCACGCUUCGCAUUUGAAAGGCGGAGGAUAUGAGGUGUUUUUAUUGAUGGAGUAUUGUGCUGGUAUGGGCCAAUGCCCAGUUUUUGUGAGGGGAGGACGGGGUUGCUGACUGAUUUCUGCACAGGAGGGGGGUUGAUUGAUUUCAUGAACACUCGAUUGCAGAAUCGGCUCACGGAACCCGAGGUCCUCAAGAUUUUCGACGACGUGGCAGAGGGCGUUGCUUGUAUGCAUUACCUCCAACCCCCACUCCUCCAUCGGGACUUGAAGGUCGAGAAUGUUUUGAUAGCUUCGCAUCGGGGGUAUAAGCUAUGCGAUUUUGGAUCUUGCGCACCCGUCCGAACGGCUCCGAAAUCGGUUGCGGAAUGCCGAUUGAUGGAGGAGGAUAUUCAGAAGCAUACCACUCUCCAGUACCGAUCUCCGGAGAUGGUCGAUGUAUAUCGGAAGUUACCGAUUGACGAGAAGUCGGAUAUAUGGGCACUUGGCGUUCUUUUGUACAAGCUCUGCUACUACACGACGCCAUUCGAAGACCAAGGGCAGUUGGCAAUUCUAAACGCUUCUUUCAAGUUUCCUUCGUACCCUCCUUUCUCAGACCGUAUUAAGAAACUUAUUGGUUAGUCUGUAGUUCUUAUCUAAUCGCCCUAAACUAAUGAGUCUAGGGUCAAUGCUACGCGAAUCGCCUCAGCUAAGACCCAAUAUAUAUCAGGUUGUCCGGGAGGUGUGCUUAAUGCGUGGAAAGGAAAUACCAAUUAAAGAUGUUAGCUCCCCGGACCACUACAAAUGAUUUUAAUGCUAACUAGCCCCUAGAUCUAUUCCGACCGUGUAGGGCAGAAAGUUAAGCCAGCCGAGAAGCCAGCUCUCCCGGUUCAACCACCCCCCAGCAUUGUCGCGUAUCAGGCACCUCUUCCACCGCAGAGUCAAGCCAUUCCCGAUAUAAUUCCCAUGAGACGCGGGAGACCGGCUAAAAGCUCGGCCGUGCAUUCAGCCGCUACCUCCAGGACUAGGGCAGCAGAUCCAUCGCCACAGAUGAAGCCGGUAUCUACGGACCCAUUUUCCGCCCUGGAUUCGGGUUCACCGAAAGCUAAACAGGACGAGCUCUCGAAUCGGUUCCCUAGUGUUGAGCAGUUCUCUUUGCUACAUGACUAUGGAAGUAAAUUUGAAUUUAGUGAAUUGUCACCCCCGGCACUGGAAGCCCCGAAAAAGGAUCUUAAUACUAGAUUGACAGAGAGGUUGGCAGAUGAUGCUUUUGCGCCUACGACUCAGCCUUCUCCGCCAAAGUUGACGAGCACGAGGUUUCCGGAAAGCGUGUCACGGGGUAUCACCGGGAGCGGGAUAUCGGGGUGGCCCACUCUUUCGGAGCCUCAGCCUACUCGGCCUCCCAUGAUUUCUACCGGCACAAUGACUUCUCCAGCAUCUUCUAGGUCACCAUCUCCGGUAGGGCCUACUGGUGGGUCGUUGGAACAGGGUUCGCAAGCCUUACCUGCAAUGUCUCGCCUUAAACCACGAAGGCCAUCCGUGCUCGAUAUAGGUCGUUCCGCAGCACACACGCAUACAGUGACUGUGUCCAGAACCCCUAGUUCCUCGAGACCAUCUCUUGAGAUCCACCGUCCAGCAUCUGCCCUUGAUGUUGCUAAUCCGAAUGCCAUGAAUCGCUCUGCGUCCGCAAACUCCAAACCGCGACCGACUAGUGUUUACAUCGAAUCUAAUUUGGAGUUCCUCCGAGAUCUGGAUUCUGCCACUACCCAGGCUAGUAUGGGACCGCCAACUAGUAUCUCUGUACAGCGGAGUAUAACUGGGCAAUCCAUAAAUUCUCAGCGUUCCGAGCAUAUCGAAUCUAAUGUGGAUUACCUCCGGGUAAUGGAGACUGAAUCUGACGCGAAGCCGGAAAAGCGCAGCUCGAGCGGAGGAUUUGUUGGGAAACAUGUCAAACGUGCUAGCAUGCCUUCAAUAUCACUCCCGAAUACCAAGAACCUCCUGGCUGGUAAAUUUGGUGACGCGUUCCGGAGAUUUGAGCGUAAUAACACCGGCAGUGCAAGCGGAGGGGAUCGUCAUGACAGAGAUCGCACCCCAAGCCCCGACAUGGACCGAGCGUUAAUGCCGACCAUCAGCGGGAGCCAGGAAACUUCGGAGAUUGGGGAUGAUUGGGAGGUUAGCAGUCAAGAUGUGCCACCAGAGAUGAAAAGGGAGUUGGAGAAACGCCGGCUGUCGCAAGAAGAGAGGAGAGUCGCCGCUGCCGCGGCGGAAUACAAGCGGCAGGUGGCUGAUCGAGUUCCGGGUGAAGGGAGCUCCGGGAGACCCCCGAGCUCAAGAAGCAGAGCAAAUUCGAUCCAGAACAAGGUUAAAGCGCUCCUCAGUGAAAAUCACCGUGCUCCUGUCCCCAAAACGGCGGAGGGCUAUGGCCGAUUCACUGACGCUCAGCAGCACCAGCAAGGGUAUCCUGUUGACCAGGCCGGGGGCCGGGUGAGGGUUUCCGAGAAACCGAAGGUGGAUGGACAGAUUCGAACUAAGCAGUAUUAUAGAGAUGGCGGAAACAACGCCUAUCGGCCGGGUACUUCUGAUAAUACACCGAUCAAAGAGUCCGUCAUAGAGAUCAGACCUGUCUCUAGCUCCUCUGGCGGUAACAAGCUCUCCCGGAAGCCCGUCCCUCUGUCGUCCAAUACCGCCUCGUCCGUAUUAUCAACUUCCCCAACCUCAGCAAACCGCCCGGACCCACCUCCGAAACCGACCAAACUCCGCGGUAGCUCACCGGUCCUGCCACCACCAGCCUCCCAGCAACAGCAACAGAGAAAUAGCGGGGGGGAUAUGAACGGCAACGAUGGAGCAGACGAAGAUUGGCAGAGAAACUUUGCAAAGAGAUACCCCAGCCUGUCUGGUCUGGAACUUGUUGAGACGGUGGUGGGGCCUGGGCGGAAAGUCUAGCUCGAUGUUGGGUUGGGUGCGAUAGUGUAAUAUUAUAUUCCCUUUUCUCUCACUCUCACUCUCACACGCGCGCUAUGAUGCGGUUAUGGGGAUGGGUGAGAGAAGGAAGAGGGAAAUUCAAGCCUUUAUCUGUAUAACGUUUGUGGGGGGGUUUUUUUUUGCCUUGUAGCUGUUUGUUUUCGUCCCCCUUUUUUCCUAUUGAGCCCAUAUUUAUCUUUAUUAUCAUUGCCGUUGCCACGCACUCCGCCAGCCCGACCGAAAAUGAUAUCCUGGGAGGUAUUAUUCUCGUAUGAUAUUUCCUUUUAUUUCCUUUUUGCUUGUUUUUAUAUAUUUCCCUUUUCUCUUCAUUCGUAGCACGGGUUUGUUUGUCAGUCUGUUCAUCAGCAAUCAUGGGAUUGCUUUCUCCCGUUCCCGGUCCGUUUACACUUUUCACUUCACCUACCUAGAUAAACCCACCCGUGGUCAUGUAUGCUUUAUGCCGGUUUUGUGUGAUUAUUCGCUAUAGAUAUUUGGCUAUUCUGUUUACUUUCCCUUUUCCUUCCUUCGUUAUAUCAUCUGAAUGAACGUUUUAUGUCAUACUGUUAUGUUAGCGAGGGGUAUGAUAUGAUAAUGUGAUUGGAUUUUUUCUUCCCGG